This is a messenger RNA of Prinia subflava (tawny-flanked prinia), 1815 nucleotides long. It is a transcript of the gene GFRAL, whose product is annotated as GDNF family receptor alpha like. Gene Ontology annotation, biological process: nervous system development. Gene Ontology annotation, molecular function: signaling receptor activity. Gene Ontology annotation, cellular component: signaling receptor complex; external side of plasma membrane. The transcript is spliced from 10 exons. The record is from RefSeq and is a predicted model, not a curated record. Bases 137 to 1738 code for a protein of 533 amino acids. Lineage: Eukaryota; Metazoa; Chordata; Aves; Passeriformes; Cisticolidae.
CCUGCCGGCGGCGGGGCAGGUGCGCAGCGCCGGGCGGGCGGGGCGGGGCGGGCGCUGUCCCCCGGCCCGUGCUGAAAGGGCGGCGCCGCUCGGGCACCUGCGGCCGCCCCGGCGGGAGCUCCGCGCCCGCGCCGCCAUGGCCGCGCUCCUCGGCCCCGUGUUGUUCAUUUACUUCACAUGUAUAUCUACUGUCCAGACUACUGACUGUCUGCACUUGAGGGAGCAAUGUAUUAACGCUGGAAAUGGAUGUGAGAGUGUCUGGAAUAUGGUUGAAGAUGCCUGCAAUAUUUCAGUUCUAGGUAAUAGAUGCAAGGCAGAAGACACUGUUGGAUGUAAUAGGAUAAUCCAGGUCCUGGCUGAUGAAUACCCGGAAUUUAAAAACUGUGUCUGCUCUACAGACGAUAUCUGUAACAUCACAAUUUUGCUUGGGAAACGGUGUGGCAUUAAUAAAUACUAUUUGGAGUCUUUCCUGAGGGCAGACGCCGAGCUGACCCCCGCUGGGCACCCCGAGGAGCCGGGCAGCGAGUGCGGCGCUGCUCGGCGGCGCUGCCGGCAGGAGCGGCGCUGCUCGGCCGUGCUCCGCAGCUUCCAGCGGGCGUGCAGGGCAGCCGCGCACACCUGCGCCUUCCCCGGGCCCGGAAAGUGCUGGAUGGCCUGGAGAGAACUGAGGAAAACAGCUCUGGGAAAGUGCACCUGCCCAGAGCCACUUCAGACCAGAUGCAUUAAAAUCUGGAAGGGAAUAUUUAACAACCCUUGUGUGCAAUACUCGCAGGAGAGCCACGCCUCGGGAGCCAGUGCAAAUGAUGGCAGUGGUGAUGCUGAUGUUGAUGGCGAGAAAAAUCUGGUCACCGACACAGAAAAUAUUAGUAUGGAAACAAAAUUACAAUGGGGUUUAUCUGCUCUCUCCAAACAAGCAUACACAGCAAACAGAAGCUGUUUGGAUGUGAACAGGGAGUGCAUUGAAGAUGAAGUGUGUAACAAACAGCUGUCCCUGUACCUUAAAGUCUGCUCAGUAAAUAAGAAGUGCAAUGCGGAAGGAUGUCAAGCAGCCAUAAGGUUCUUCUAUCAAAAUAUGCCUUUUGAAGUUGCCCAAAUGAUGAUAUUUUGUGACUGUAUCCAGCGUGAUGAAUCCUGCCACAGAGCCAAAGAACUUAUCCAUGGCAAGCCCUGUGCAGUUGCUGCAGUUCCACCCCCAUCAUGUCUGGAUGUGAUCCACAUGUGUGAAGAGAACGAAUCGUGCAGGAAAAAAUACACAACUUUUCAGUCAAAGUGUUGGAGACACGUGACAAAAAAAUGCUAUAAUGAUGAAGCUUGUCUUGAAACUUUAAUCAAGGAUGACAUGCCCUGUUCUGCCAACGCUGAUUGCAAAGCAGCCUACAUCAGCAACUGGGGCACGAUGCUGCACAUGGAGUGCACCUGCCAAAAUUUGCCUCCAGUGGAGCAGCCUUUGUGUGAGCUGUUCCAUCACAUGCUGCACAGCAAAUCCUGCUUCAGUGACUUACGUCAGAUUUCUAUUCAGAAGGGUUUUCUCUGGGUAAAUACAGAAAUGCCAGGGGAAAAGGUAUCCAGAGCACAGUUCCAUUCCUCUACAAUUAAUGGUGAAAUUGUCUACAUUAUUGCUUACUCCUCCUGUAUAGCUCUCAUCUUAGGAAUAGUCCUGUUGACUCUCCUAAAGAUCAGGCAAGACCCGAAGUACCUAAUUGGCCCCUUGCACUGUACUGGGAGUCAUGGUCCCUAAGCACCAUUCUGGAUCCCACCCUGUGGCUAUGAGCUCUGGAUUGCUCUCUAUAGCUGAGUGGUUUUGCUAGAUUUAAG